Clunio marinus is the source of this 513-nucleotide messenger RNA. The record is from the annotation of a GenBank genome assembly. Lineage: Eukaryota; Metazoa; Arthropoda; Insecta; Diptera; Chironomidae.
AUGAAAAGUCUUCGAAGAUAUCACAUCAUAAUCAUCAGUCACGCCAUUUCUGUCAAAGUUUCAACACAAGAAGCCAGUUGUUGGACAUGUGUGACUAAUUCACAAACAUUCAGUAAUCAAAGUCAAAAUCAGCGAAGAAAACUUUUGCUCCGCUUACCUUUAAUCGCAAUGUCAUUAAUGUGUCACGAGUUGAGCAGGAAGAGCUACGCAAAAUGUUGGAAAACCUUUUUUCUUCUCUCCAGCAACAAACGACUUCAUUUGACGAUUCAACAUCGAUGGCUUGCUUUCAUAAUUGCGAAAAUUCCUGAAGCGGUCAGUCUUCAACCAGGUUUCGUUCUCUUUCAAGACAUAAGUAUUCUGAUCGCUUUGGUGCCGUAUGGCGGAUGGGAAAAGCAGCUUAUCUUAGGAUACAAUCUCGACAAAUUAAAGAUUAAGCACAGCACAAUGAGACCUUCAAUUGCAUUCACUUCUUUUGCACUUCUUUCCAAUUGCUAUGAAUUCGUUGCAUGUUGA